Molecule: messenger RNA, 1138 nt
Organism: Punica granatum (pomegranate)
Lineage: Eukaryota; Viridiplantae; Streptophyta; Magnoliopsida; Myrtales; Lythraceae
Source: RefSeq, a predicted model, not a curated record
AAUUCUAUCCUUAUCCUGACAAUGUCCCAGUCCCACCCAACCCACGAACGAGUACAAUCGCCUUGCUUGGGGGAAGGACUACAGUACUUUUGGACAAUUAGUACUGGACAGGGAAAGAACAGUUGUACUUCCCCAUCUAUGUAUCUAUCUUAAGCAAGAACAGUACGUACUACCUUGUGCGAGAAAGCUUAACGAUAGUACUUAACGAAUCCGCCUUGUUUCUCAUCUCCCUUCCUCCAUUGGAAAUUCCGACAACCUUUGUAACAUCAAUCAUCAGUUAUUGCCCUCCUGUCCUGUUGUGUCUUAACAUCAAUCAUCAGUUAGACACAAAAUAAGGAAGAAGAAAGAAGAAGAGGAAGAUCAAUCGAUUAAUUAGCCAGCAAAAAGAUGAUGCACAUGACGUUCUACUGGAGCAAGGAGGUGACCCUCCUGGUGGACUCGUGGCGCACCCGGUCGUGGGUCGACUACGCCCUCACCCUCCUCGCCUGCUUCCUCGCCUCUGCAUUCUACCAGCUCCUCGAGGACCGCCGUGUCCGCCUCAACCUACGUCUCUCCUCCUCGUCCUCCUCAUCCAGCCGGGCCACUGACAGCCCGGAUGCGUCCCUGAAUACGACGCUGUUAUCCAAGUCGGCGAAGAUCGGGUCCGGGAGUUCCAACAGGUGGUCCCGGGGUAGGGUCACGGAGGCGGUCAUGUUCGGGGUGAACUCUGCGAUCGGAUACCUGCUGAUGCUCGCGGUGAUGUCAUUCAACGGCGGGGUCUUCGCAAGUGUCGUCUUCGGGCUAGCGAUCGGGUACUUGGCCUUCAGGAAUGGGGACGAGGUAGCCUCGAUGGUGGUUGCUGAUAACGCCUGUGCCUGUGCCUGAUCAAGCCCUACGUAUAGUAAUUUCAUUUCUACUCUAUGUUUUGUUUUUCUGGUUACUUUUGCACUUUUCAAGUACCAUUGUCGAAUGAACCUGCUGUGAUUCCACAUAUGAAAUGUAAACUGUGUCCAACACAAUAACAGGACAUUUGUAUAACGCGAAAAUCUUUCGAAGUCAUCGACAGAUUUCCGAAUAAAUACGGACACUAUUGAUGUGGAAUGCAUUAUUAACGAGAUAUUUCAGACAUGUCCGAAUGAUCGGAUGAGUCGUCAACCAA